AUGAUCAGCAGAGGUAUUACUCCAUGUGUUAAAACUUACACCUCUUUGAUUCAAGGAGUUUGUGAUUUCGGCCGGUGGGAACAAGCUAUCAGGUUGUUGAAUUAUAUGGUGAGUUUGAAUUAUAUGGUGAGUCAAGGUGUCUUUCCAGAUGUCGUCACCUUCAAUGUCUUGGUUGAUACAAUCUGUAAGGAAGGGAAGGUUGUGGAAGCCCAAAGUGUGAUUGACAUCAUGUUUCAAAGACAUAUCGAACCUACUGUGGUUACGUACAAUUCGCUUAUGGACGGUUACUGUUUGCGAGGAGAGAUGAAUGAGGCGAAACAAGUAUUUGAUCUAAUGGUUCAGAAGGGUUCCAUAGUUGAUGUUUGUAGUUGUAAUAUAUUGAUAAACGGAUAUUGCAAGAGUAAAACGGUCGAUCAGGCUUAUAAGGUUUUCAAGAGAAUGAAUUGUUGGGAGCUGGUUCCAGACACCAUCACCUAUACCACUCUUAUUGACGGAUUUUGCAAAGUGGGGAGGAUGCAAGAUGCCCAAAAGUUGUUCUCUGAGAUGCAUUGUGGUGGCCAACUUCCAAAUGUUCAAACUUACGCUGUUUUACUUGAUGGCCUUUGUAACAACCAACAACUUUCUACGGCACUGGAACUGCUUAGAGAGAUGGAAGGGAAGAAGUUGGAACUAGAUAUUGUAACCUACAACAUUAUCAUUGAAGUGGACUUUGUGAAGGUGGCCUUUUAA
Molecule: messenger RNA, 729 nt
Organism: Fragaria vesca subsp. vesca
Lineage: Eukaryota; Viridiplantae; Streptophyta; Magnoliopsida; Rosales; Rosaceae
Product: pentatricopeptide repeat-containing protein At3g22470, mitochondrial-like
Exons: 2
Coding region: 1-729 (242 amino acids)
Source: RefSeq, a predicted model, not a curated record